This is a messenger RNA of Aedes albopictus (Asian tiger mosquito), 4234 nucleotides long. RefSeq names its product integrin beta-PS (gene mys). Lineage: Eukaryota; Metazoa; Arthropoda; Insecta; Diptera; Culicidae. Gene Ontology annotation, biological process: integrin-mediated signaling pathway; cell migration; cell-matrix adhesion. Gene Ontology annotation, cellular component: focal adhesion; integrin complex; cell surface. The coding region runs from base 278 to 2800 and encodes 840 amino acids. The record is from RefSeq and is a predicted model, not a curated record. The transcript has 8 exons. Gene Ontology annotation, molecular function: integrin binding.
CUCUCGCCAUUCUGUCACUUCUAUUCGUCGGGAUCGGUCGCGUAUCAGUUCGUCUCCCGCGCGUAAGACUUUUUUCUUCAGUUCCUUCAGUCCACCAUAAGUGCUCAGCCGAAGGAAAAAUGCAUUGAAAUUGUGCACUUUUGUGGGUGGACCUAGUCGAUUGGUAGUGUUUCGAAACGUUACGAAGAAAGUGCCUUAAUUGUUGUUGGGAGAAAGAGAUUAGGGAUUUAAGUGGGGCAUUUUGGUGUGCGAGUUCCGAUUCGAUAAUCGCACCACAAUGACGACGAUAUCAAUAAGCAGAAAGCGACCACUGGCGAUGAUGACCCUGGCUGCGACCCUGCUACUGUGCGCAGUCACGCUAGCGGCCGCCCAAUCAUCAUCCCAAUUGACCUGCCCGGGCAAAACGACCUGCCGGGAGUGCAUCCAGACCAGUAACUGUCGCUGGUGCACCCAGGCCAAUUUCACAAAACCGCGAUGCCACGGGCACGAUAUCGGUUACUGCCCGGAGGAGUACACGGUCGAUCCGAGCAACGAGGCCAUCACACUGAUCGCCCGUGAACUCAGCAAACCAACUAAAGUGGGCGGAGCUGGCGGUGGCUACGAAGCGGAGAUGUCCGGUAGUUCGCAUUGGUCAUCGUCCUCCUCGUCGCACCACAGUUCAUCGUCGUCUUCGUCCUCAUCUGGGAGCAUGAGCGCUAGCGGACACCAUAAUAUUGUCCAGAUCUAUCCGCAGCGAGUGCAACUGAAGCUGCGAUUGAACGAAGUGUACCGAUUGGGCGUCAAGUACUCUCAAGCCGAAGAUUACCCCGUGGAUCUGUACUACCUGAUGGACCUCUCCAAAUCCAUGGAGGACGACAAGGAGAAGCUAUCAUCACUCGGGGCUCAGCUCGCUGAGGAGAUGCAGAAGAUCACGUCCAAUUUCCGGCUUGGAUUUGGUUCAUUCGUUGACAAGGUCCUGAUGCCGUACGUUUCAACUGUGCCGAAAAAUCUCCGUGAACCAUGUCCCCAGUGUGCUGCUCCCUACGGCUACCACAAUCUCAUGCCCCUCAGUGUGGACACCCAUCGGUUUACAGAAGAGGUCGAACGGGCAGCGGUGUCCGGAAACCUGGACGCUCCCGAGGGUGGCUUCGACGCCAUUAUGCAAGCCGUGGUAUGCCGCGAGCAGAUCGGUUGGCGCGAGAUGGCCCGUCGCCUGUUGGUGUUCUCGACCGAUGCCGGAUUCCACUACGCCGGCGAUGGAAAGCUGGGUGGAGUGAUCACACCGAACGACGGAGAGUGCCAUCUGGACAAAACCGGCCGGUAUACGCAUUCGACGAUUCACGAUUAUCCGAGCAUUUCGCAGAUCAACCUGAAGGUCAAGCAGAACGCCAUCAACGUGAUCUUCGCGGUGACACAGAACGAACUGUCCGUGUACGAGCGGCUGUCCAAGCUGGUCGAGGGUUCUUCGGCGGCCAUGUUGUCCAACGAUUCUUCGAAUAUUGUUUCGCUGGUUCGGGAUGAGUAUAAUAAAAUUUCUUCCUCCGUGGAGAUGAAGGACAACCGUACGGAUAGCCUCAUCGACGUAAAGUACUAUUCGCGUUGCAAAGGCGACGGCCCCUUGGUUCAAACGAGCAAGUGUGACGGCCUUAAGGUCGGCGACAUUGUCAACUUCGAAGCGCACAUAACCCUGCUGAAGUGUCCGGAGAACCCACGGGACUGGAACCAGAUCUUGCAGAUCUACCCGAUCGGUAUCAACGAGAGUUUGACGGUCGAUAUCGAGAUGCUGUGCAGCUGUCCGUGCGAACUGCCGGGAAAUCCGGACUACAAGGAGUACGCCGAAGAGUGCAGUGGGGUGGGAACGUACAAGUGCGGCAUCUGCGACUGUGACGAGUUCCACCACGGGCACAAGUGCGAGUGCUCGGCCACGGACAUCCACACGGAGACCGGCUUUGCCGAGAAUUGCCGUCAGACGAACACGUCGAUCGAGUGCAGCGGACGGGGGCAGUGCGUUUGCGGAGUUUGUGACUGCGACAAACGGGUGAACCCUGACGAGGUGAUCUCCGGCACGUUCUGCGAGUGUGAUAACUUCUCUUGUGAUCGCAUCGCUGGGUUGCUGUGCUCGGGACCGAAGCAAGGUGUCUGCUCCUGCGGAGAGUGCAUCUGUGCCGAAGGCUGGACGGGUGCUGCGUGUGACUGUAAGGCCACAAACGAAAGCUGUAUUCCGCCGUCGGGAGGGGAGAUCUGUUCCGGCCAUGGAACUUGCGAGUGUGGAGGCUGCAGGUGCAAGAUAACUGAGGAAGGUCGCUACUCUGGUCGUUUCUGCGAGAAGUGCCCGACCUGUUCGGGACGGUGUAAUGAGUUCAAACACUGUGUUCAGUGUCAGAUGUACAAAACAGGACCACUGGCUGAUCCGGAUGACUGCGCAACGAACUGCACUCUGUUCGUACCGACCGGAGUUAAGAAGGUUGAAAUCGACGAAGAAAAGGACGACAACAAGUGUACCUUCUUCGAUGAGGAUGACUGUCGGUACGAGUUCUCGUACAACGACAGUGGCGAGAAGAUCGUGGUGAAGGCCCAGGAAGAGCGGGAAUGUCCACCGAAGGUGUUCAUGCUGGGCAUUGUGUUGGCCGUGAUUGCGGCCGUUGUACUGAUUGGAUUGGCAGUGCUUCUGCUGUGGAAGCUGCUAACAACGAUCCACGAUCGACGGGAGUUUGCCCGCUUCGAGAAGGAACGAAUGAUGGCCAAGUGGGAUACGGGUGAGAAUCCAAUCUACAAGCAAGCGACCACCACUUUCAAGAAUCCAACGUACGCUGGCAAGUAAACAGAAACCAUUAUCACAAGUGCCUAAAAACCUGUUUUGGCCGACAAAUUUUCGUCCGGCUAUUCAACAACCAUUUUCCAAACAUUUUGCAAGAGGAGCGUACACAUACUAGUCUGUAACCGCGCCUUUUCAGAAAUGAAACCGCGGUUUUUGUCGAAGGGUCCUUCUGCAAGACUUAUGGAAAAUGCCAUAAACUUUUGUUUGGAUGAAAUCGAAAUUCGUCUUGAUUGUAGAGAACCAGGUUGCCAAACUGACAAAGGCAGUCCGCGUCUCAAUGCAAGCAUUAUGUAUUUGAAUGCCUUAAAAAGUGUGAAUUGUAAAACCGCCUUGUGCCGCGCAGAGUAGAAUAUAGAGAAUCCAAUCGUAAAGACUAAUGACAAAUCAUAGGUACGUAACAAUCCGAGACAGAUGUUUGAAAAUAGUUCCCGUCUACACACACAAACGAUACUUAAGUGUACUUAUCCGUUGCGUCAAUUCGCAUAAACAAGUGACGAACAUUUUAACGCAAGCCAAAAUUUUACAAAGCAAUAAGCGAUUGAGCCGAAGUAUUGAGCAAACGUACGCAGGGGAAGGGAGAAAGAUUUUCGCAUGGAUCGACAUGUGCUGCCAUUUUUAUUUUAGUAAUUGUGCGCGAAUUCCAAUGAUUGCAAGACCGCUCCGCAGGACCUGGGCUUUCAGUUGGGUUCGCUAGCCUUAAUUACGGCGACUACGACGCCGACAGUUUCCUUUGCCGUGGCAAGAGAAAGCGAGAAAUUGUUUUAACGAGAAUUUUUAAUAUAUACGUUUUUUAUAGAUAAUUUUUAAAACCAGAUUUGUAUUAAGGACAUACUUGUUAGAAUCCCAAUAUGGCCGCCACAAUGGCCGACUUUGGCACCUACUCACGAUUUUGAGGGCACAAAUCUCUUCGCAAACAAAACCAGCGCACUUGAGCUUCUUAUUUUAAGCUUAUUACAAGUGAGCAAGAGCAGAAUAAUAAAAUGCAUUGUUGUUUGAAGCUUGCUUCUUGAGAUUUGUGCGUCUGAAGUUUUGAUGCACAGUUUAACCGGGAUUUCAAGACGUUUGUCCUUAACAAAAGUGUCAAAUUCUUAGCGAUAAUGUCGCGCACACAGAACGAGCGUAACACAGGUUUAUUUAUAGUUUUUAUUAAAACGCGUGUUUGUGAAAAUCCAUCUUUUUUACUUAACAUUAUUCAUCAAAAACGAUCAUUUGGUUCUUCUGUAUGCUAGUUCAAAUUUUCAUGUAAAUAAUUUAUUUUCUUUGUCAAAAUCAACAAGAGAUUUCAUAUAUGUAUUGGUAAAUCGCCGAGUGCAACGUAUUAACAAAGUCGAUCUACAAAACGUUAAUUUUUAAUGAAGUGAAAACUGUACGGUAGACGAUGCAGAACAGGUAUCGAAUGUAUUGAAAUAGAGCUAACUCUAACAGUAGAACAGAAAA